Zootoca vivipara (common lizard) is the source of this 5791-nucleotide messenger RNA. Lineage: Eukaryota; Metazoa; Chordata; Lepidosauria; Squamata; Lacertidae. The record is from RefSeq and is a predicted model, not a curated record.
CUCCCCCCGCCCCUCCGGAGCCAGCCGAGUUAGGGAGGCGGGCGGAGUGAAGCCGAACAUGGCGGCUGUGACGGCGGCGGGUGCUGCGCUGGCAGCGGCCCGUGGGGAGGGGACAGCGCAGCAGCGGCCGCCACAACAACAACAACAGCAGCAGCAGCAGCAGCGGCCGGCGGAGCUCGCCUGAGGAGAGCGGCCGAGUGAGCGCAGCUCCUCCGCCCUAGCGGCGUCUUCCCUCCCCCCCCGUCCCUCGCGCCCUGCCCUGCCCUCUUCUUGCCUGAGGAGCGGUCGAGAUGGAGGUGGUCGGGGCCGGGGAGGAGGGCGAGGAGCCCCCGAAAGGGGUCCGGAUCCUUGGCUCGGAGCUGGUGGAGACCUACACGGUGUACAUCAUUCAAGUGAGCAUUGGGAACCAUCAGUGGGUAGUCAAACAUCGAUACAGUGACUUCCAUGAACUUCAUGAAAAGCUUGUUUCAGAAAAGAGAAUAGAUAAGAACCUGUUACCUCCUAAGAAGAUUAUUGGCAAGAAUUCCAAAAGUUUGGUAGAAAAGAGACAAAAAGAGUUGGAAGUCUAUCUACAAACUCUCCUUCUUACAUUUCCCUUGGCUGCACCCAAAGUAUUGUCCCAGUUCUUACAUUUUCAUUUAUACGAAAUCAAUGGAAUCACAGCUGCAUUGGCUGAAGAACUCUUUCACAAAGGAGAGCAGUUACUUAUGGCUGGCGAGGUCUUUAAUAUCAGACCCUUGCAGUUGUAUGCUAUUACUCAACAACUUCGUCGGGGAAAGCCAACAUGUGCAAAUGGAGAUGCCAAAACUGAUCUCGGUCACAUUCUGGAUUUCACAUGUAGACUCAAAUAUUUAAAGAUAACAGGCACAAGUGGACCUUUGGGAACCAGUAACAUUCAGGAACAUCUUUUGCCUUUUGAUCUAUCAAUAUUUAAAUCUCUUCAUCAGAUACAGAUAAAUCACUGUGGCGCCAAGGUUAUUAAAGGGCUGACCUCCUCAAAGCACACUUUGGCUACACUGAGUGUUCAGUUCUCAGCAACAUCAAUGAUGGAGAUCCUAGUUCCUGAGGCCUAUGAAUUUGACCAGUGGGAGCCAGAGGGUGCACCUUCCAGUUGUCCCGUGACCGCAGUUAUUCCAACAUGGAGAACUUUAACAACCUUAGAUAUGAGUCACAACAGCAUAGCUCGAAUUGAUGAAUCUGUGAAACUUAUGCCGAAGAUAGAAUUUCUUGAUUUAAGCCACAACGAUGUACCACUAGUGGAAAACUUACAGCAUCUCUACAACCUCAUUCAUCUGGAUCUAUCCUACAAUAAACUUGCAACGUUAGAAGGUAUUCAUACCAAAAUUGGGAAUAUCAAAACACUGAACUUAGCAGGGAAUCAUCUGGAAAGACUUAAUGGCCUCAACAAACUAUAUUCUUUAGUCAACCUGGAUCUUGGCAACAACAAAGUGGACCAGAUUGAUGAAAUAAAGAAUAUAGGAGGUCUUCCAUGCUUGGAAAAGAUUGUCUUAUCCAACAAUCCUUUGAGUAUUAUUCCCGAUUACAGGACCAAAGUGCUAGCUCAGUUUGGGGACAGAGCCUCGGAGGUCUGUUUGGAUUAUACUGUGACCACUGAAAAAGAACUUGACACUGUGGAAGUGUUGAAGGCUAUUCAAAAAGCAAAAGAUGCAAAAUGCAGAAUGAACAACUCUGAUAAAAAGAUCCCUGAAGAUUCCAAGCUUUCUGCUGCCAGUUCAAAAUCAAACUGUUCUUCUCUUUCUGUACAUCCUCCCUCCCCUUCUCUGCCUCGUCCUGUCAGCUCCAGUCAAGGGAAAUGGGAUUUGGCAACAUCAGUGGAAGCACAAAGGCAAAUGAUCAAAUACUUCUGUAUCCAUGGAUGGAGGCAGUAUUGCUUCUGAAUACCAGUUACUGGAAGCCACAGGGAGAAGAGUGCUCUUGUGCUCAAAUCAUGCUUGCUAGUUUCUCACAGACUUCUGGGUGGUCACUGUGAGAACAGAAUGCUGGAGUAGAUAGGCCAGGGAUGUCCAACACAUCAAUCGCAAUCUACUGGUCGAUCCCUGUGAGACUUUGUGGUCGAUCGCAGGUCCCCUUCCGGCCCCGGCCCCUCUCCCUGCGCUGGCCUCUAUUGUUGCAGAAGGGAAGCCUGAGUUUUGAAACGGAGGCUUUUAUGUUGUCAGCAUUUGGAAGGUUAGUGGCUGCCUCUGUUCCUUCCCCCAAUAGUGUGCUUUUCCCCUCCCUAAAAAAAGAAAAAAGCUCAACAACUUUGAGCUGAACCCCUAAAAAACGGGUAGAUCACCGCCAGAUUUUAAAUUUGAAAGUAGAUCGCAGUGUCUCUGGAGUUGGGCAUCCCUGAGAUAGGCCAUUCACCUGAUCCACCAGGCUCUUUUGUGUGUUCUCAUCAGCCCAUAACUCUCUACUGGUGGUGAAAAGGAUGCAGGUGGCACUGUGGUCUAAACCACUCUUGGGCUUGCUGAUCGGAAGGUCAGCAGUUCGAAUCCCUGUGACGGGCUGAGCUCCCCUUUCUCUGUCCCAGCUCCUGGCAACCUAGAAGGUUGAAAGCAUGCCAGUGCAAGUAGAUAAAUAGGUACCGUUGCAGCAGGAAAGUAAACAGUGUUUCCGUGCGCUCUUGUUUCCGUCACAGUAUCCCGUUGUGCCAGAAGUGGUUUGAUCAUGCCACAGGUCAUACAGACAAACGCCAGGUCCCUCGGCCUGAAAAGCGAGAUGAGCACCACAACCCCAUAGUCACCUUUGACUGGACUUAAACGUCCAGGCGUCCUUUACAUUUACCUUACCUUUACCUUACUGGUGCUGAUAAUACUACAUGAGCAGUAAAUGAGGCAUAUACUUCAAUUUAUAUAGGUUAUUGCAAGCAAAUAAAAUUCAAAGUAGAAAACAUUUUACCACAUUUCUUCAAACACUAAGAAGAUUGUGGUAGGAAUUUGGAAACAUCCAAAUGUUGUAUGCGCAAGUCCUUGCAAUAUCUUUCCUUGUUUUCUAUCCUCUAUCAGUGCAAGACAUUUCCUCCCAAAGUAUGUGUGCUUGGUUUUUUUUAAUGUUGCUAGUUUUCACAGGUUCUUUUUCAAAUAUCAAUGUAGCCAAAAUUCAAAGUCAUGGACAUAUAUAUAUGGAAUAGGUGACCUGCCUCAGCUCUGCAUGCAGGAGGUCCCUGGCAUCUCUAGGUGGAGCUGGGAGAGACAUCUUCAUGAAAACCGGAGGCCCACUGCCUUCCACUGUUGACAGUACUGAGCUUGAUAUCUGACUCAGUAUAAGGUAGCUGCAUAUGUUCAUGUGAAACAGGUGUUGGAGAAAACUGCUGCCUGAGAUCCUGGAGAACCACUAUGAGAUUAGACAGUAAAUGCGACUCUUCAUUUAUGUGGGAGUUACGUUCCGAGGCUCCCAGUAUGUUUCUGAGCACAAUUCAAAGUGUUGGUGCUGACCUUUAAAGCCCUAAACGGCCUCGGCCCAGUAUAACUGAAGGAGCGUCUCCACCCCCAACGUUCAACCCAGACACCGAGAUAUAGCUCUGAGGGCCUUCUGGCAGUUCCCUCACUGCGAGAAGCGAAGUUACAGGGAACCAGGCAGAGGGCCUUCUCGGUAGUGGCGCCCGCCCUGUGGAACGCCCUCCCAUCAGAUGUCAAGGAAAUAAACAGCUAGACUUAGAAGACAUCUGAAGGCAGCCCAGUUUAGGGAAGUUUUUAAUGUUUGAUGUUUUAUCACUUUAUUAUUAUUAUUAUUAUUAUUAUUAUUAUUCUGUUGGAAGCCGCCCAGAGUGGCUGGGGAAACCCAGCCAGAUGGGCGGGGUAUAAAUUUAUUAUUAUUAUUAUUAUUAGCGAAAUCACGUAUAUUUGAAGCACCAUUUUAAAAGCCUGCGAACACCCUGUUCCGCCCACGCCCCAUUCCACCCCUUUUCUGAUGUUUUUGGGUCACUUCCAGGUUCUGCACGUGUCACACACAUAUCGAAUGCGCCUAAAUCAGUCUCUGCUGGUACUGAGCUAGAUAGACAAUAGUUUUACGUAGGCAGUAUCGGUGCAUGAAAACAACUGUAUAGACAAUCAUAGAUUUUCCAUAGAAGGGUAAAAAGUGAAGGAAAUAAAUUAAAACGAUGAACAACUGGUACUUGUUCAAAAAUAAAAUAUUCUAAUAACCUUAUCUAACUUGGUAAAACCUGGACAGACAUGCAUGUUUGUAACAGUCUUCCGGGUUGAAACUUCCAAGGAUGGACAUGUGUUCUGCCAUUUUAUUUUCUGAAACAACUGCUGAUGUUUUUGUGACACCAUCUGUUUCCAUAAAGUAUUAAUCAUAUCAAGUGUUACAGGAAAACUGCCUUUUUGCAGGAAAUCCAAGAUUUAAAUAUUUUUUUUACAGGAAACAGAAAAGCACAAAUAUUUCUUCAGCUUCCUUAGCUACUAUCAGAAUUCAGUAGAUUGUUUUUCUUCAUAAUGAACAGGUAGACUGUAGGGGUCUUCUGUUGAAGAAAUUAUCAACGUGUGAUGUUACACAUUCAAAAUGGUUUUUUUGGUUGCAAAUUAAUUGGAAAUACAAAAGAAAUUCUGAAACUAAAUUACAUGACACUUCUAGACUGCCAUCCUAACCCAUUUACUAGAGAAGCAGUUCAGCGGGACUUGCUUCUGAGUAAAUGUGCUUAGGAUAAUUCUGUUAAGACAGGAGUAAGCUACCACAUCCCACUAAAAUAAUUUGUCCUCACUUCUGAGCAAACACAGUCAGAAUUGGGCUGUUAGCCUUACUUCAUACCAUAACCAAGGACCGUUUCACAUGAAUGUAUGGCUAGGAUUACUAUAAAAACAUUGACAGCUAAAAAUAUUUCCAUUUGUCUUUGAUUUUAACAAUUAUUGUUCUCUUGAGUGCUUGGGGUUAUAUAUAGAAGAUAGUUGCAAAGAAAUAUAUAUAAUACCAAGUCCAUUUAACUUUGUUCAGUACAUGAAUUCCUCCCCUGAGCGCACUCGCCACUCACAGCCCUCCUGGGAGUCCAGCCAGCCAGUCAUGGGACAGUUGGGGGGAGGGGCAGUGAUGGAAAAUUCCAAACAUGGGCUCACAUGUGCAAUAGGGAAAAGGAUGAAUGCAGUGGACAAAUGGAUGCCUCCCUAAUUUUGAUCUGAAUGACAUAAAAUUAUUUAAAUGACUUCAAAUCUGAAACAAUCUGAACUGCAGUCCAAGCCUUUCACACAUUUCAGCAGCCCAAUUAUUUCAGUGGAAGACUGCAGCUCCAUUGAGAUCAUUUGCUUCUGUCAAGCAUAAAUGCAGCAGCCUGGGUGGGGAGUAAUAAGAGUCCAAGCUUCUGAUGAACCUGCGUAUUCAGUAAUUAUUGUUAAAUUAUCAGUAUGUCAAAUAGGUAUUGUCACAGUGGCCGGAGCGGACUACUUCAGAGUAACGACGCUACACAGCUCUGCAUUUUAUUCUUUUAUUGGUGCUGCGUAUUUACAGUGCUAAAGUCAUUGCUAUUUACACGGAGUGAUGUGAUCAGUCGGUUUCAGAACCUCCUAAUGGCUUUUGGCGCGUCUUUCUCCAACACAAAAGCUUUGGCAGACCCAUCCUCUUUCCCCUCCUCUUUCUGCGUAGUUCUGGCGUUGGGGGGAUGGGUCUCCCUCCCUUAUUCGCCCCUUCCUGUCCCGCCUGGGACCCUGGCUCCUCUACCUUGCCUGAGCCUCGGACCCGACUUCCUGCUUCCCUACUGGAAUCGGAACUCUCUCUGCUUUCCCCUGUGCUCGGUGAUUGGCUUGAACUCAGGAGGGGAGGGACUUCGCGAUAUCCCCUGUCCCUCACAUCCACCCCC